This is a messenger RNA of Penicillium griseofulvum, 1110 nucleotides long. RefSeq lists its product as uncharacterized. The transcript has 2 exons. Gene Ontology annotation, cellular component: cytosol. The coding region runs from base 1 to 1110 and encodes 369 amino acids. NCBI's taxonomy places the organism in Eukaryota, Fungi, Ascomycota, Eurotiomycetes, Eurotiales, Aspergillaceae. The record is from RefSeq and is a predicted model, not a curated record. Gene Ontology annotation, biological process: tRNA wobble position uridine thiolation. Gene Ontology annotation, molecular function: tRNA binding; sulfurtransferase activity.
AUGCCAGCAAAGGAAUUGAAUAAACCAUGCAUGGAAUGCAAGGAUGCAGAAUUCGAGCUCACUGUCCGCAAGAGGCAGCUUUGCAGCUUAUGCUUUAGGCGCUUUAUAGCACACAAGGUGCAGUCGCGCUUGAGUGUCUACAGAGCUUUCGGCCUAGAUGGCCCCAAACACCAGUUACUUCUCCCUGCCUCCCUUGGUGUUUCCUCCUCGGUCUUGUUGCACAUAUUGAAUUCCGAUCGAGAGCACCGGCUGAGCAAUGGACGCCCUCUGGGGUACGACUUUAAAAUUUUGGUCAUCGAACCUUCAACUAUUGCGGCUACAGGCGUUUCCUUUGAUCAAAACUACGAAGCUCUUCGAAAACAUGUACCCGCGCACAAUAUUACUCGGCUACCUUUCCAUAGCAUCUUCGACUAUGUCCCGGAGGUGAAGGAGAUUAUGCAGGAAUAUGCAGGAUCAAAAUUCAUAGACGACAGUACUCUAUCGAAUGAAGAGCGCUUAGCUACCUUCCGUGCAUCAAUCUCCACCUCCACUUCCAGGACCGACGUCGACACCGUUUUGUUGACCAGACUGGUCGUUGAAUUUGCGAAAAAGUCCGGGUGUGAAUCUGUGAUGUGGGGCGAUUCAGACAGCCGUCUCGCUGCGAAAGCACUUGCGGGUGUCGCCAAGGGACGUGGGGCUUCCCUUACCUGGCAGGUAUCUGACGGCAUGUCUCCUUGGGGUGUGAGGUUCGAGUACCCUCUCCGUGAUCUGUUCAAGGCUGAGUUGCUGCAAUAUGCGAGUGUCUGUGCCGAGCUCUCUGAUAUCAUCAUACCUGAUCAACCACCCUCCGAGAAUGUUCUAACCAAGAACCUUUCUAUUGACGAGUUGAUGCUGCGAUAUGUCCAGAAUCAAGGCGCAAAGUAUCCAGGUGUCAUGGCGAAUGUGGCUAGAACCGCAAACAAGCUCAACCCUUCCACUUCCGACAGUGCACCAACCUGUGCUCUUUGUGGUAGUCUACUGGGAAAUGUGAAGGGUAAUUCUGGAGUUACUGUUGCAAACCAGGCAGAGGAUAACCACAGCUCUCAAUUCUGCUACGGGUGUAUGCGAUCUCGACCUGAGGAGCUUUGCUGA